AUCCGGUGGUGAUUGUGUCUUGACUUAUCCUGAUUGCAUCGAAUCACCACUUGAAUCAUUUACAAAAAUUUCAUUUCUAAAUGAUAUUCAAUAAAUAAAUUAAAUUUCCAAUCGGAUAGAAAUUUUAUUUUAUAUUAAAUUUAAUGAGCAAAAAUGAAACUCGUUAUUAUCUUGUUGACUAGUCUGUGUUGCAGACAUGGAUUGAGUGAAUUCUUGGAUAACGAUGAUAUUUUGCAUUCGCCACCAAUUGUGUAUCCUUAUGGUGGUACUUUAAAGCUUUUAGUAGGCAUUGCAUCACCAAUUUCAAUGGGUGGUAGAAUUUUGGUUUAUGGCCAAAAUUUUCAAGUUCAAUAUGCGUUACCAACAAAUGCCACAUUUUUUACCAAUUAUUACAGUUCAUUGAAAAAAAGACGUAAAAGAUCAUCAAGUUAUUCACAUGAAAGAACAUUAUUUUAUCAAUUUUUAGAACAAGAAUUACAAAGAUGGGGUGCUAAUGGUAAAUCUUGCAUGAUGAAGAGUAUAUGUGAAGCUUGCAGUACUCCACUGAGAGAUGAGGGUCUUGUUGGUGAAAUUCUCAAUGUCAUACUGACACCUGAUUAUGGAAACAGCUCAUCAUAUGUCGAUGAAAAUUAUUUACAAGCUGCUGAAACAGGAAGACGAGGAAAUGAUUGCUCUGUAAUCUACUCAGAAUGCCCUGAAGGGUAUGGAUUACUUGAAAAAAUUUCACGAAUUCAAUCAAUCAACUUUGACUAAUAGUAUUUAUUUUUUCUUCAUCCUAAAUUAUUACGUUUUUUUAUACAAGUAUAAAUUAAAAUUGAAAAAAUUUAAA
Molecule: messenger RNA, 829 nt
Organism: Aphidius gifuensis
Lineage: Eukaryota; Metazoa; Arthropoda; Insecta; Hymenoptera; Braconidae
Exons: 5
Coding region: 154-753 (199 amino acids)
Source: RefSeq, a predicted model, not a curated record